Molecule: messenger RNA, 4687 nt
Organism: Ixodes scapularis (black-legged tick)
Lineage: Eukaryota; Metazoa; Arthropoda; Arachnida; Ixodida; Ixodidae
Product: solute carrier organic anion transporter family member 74D
Exons: 10
Coding region: 31-2418 (795 amino acids)
Biological process (GO): transmembrane transport; sodium-independent organic anion transport
Cellular component (GO): membrane
Source: RefSeq, a predicted model, not a curated record
GCAAUGACUUGAAAGGGAGAAGGUCUUGGUAUGGCCGGCGACGACCACGUGCACCAGCGCGUCACUAACGGCUGCGGCAGCCCCGACGACUCGGUCAGGCUGAAGAACGGAAACGGCAUCCUGUCCACCAACGGCAACCACCACAAGGGCCUCAAUGGCGGCGGGGACGCUCUCGCCUGCAAGGCUGCCCUGCAGCCCUACGAGGAGGACCCGGACUCCAUAUGCGGCCUCUGGUUUUUCAAGCCGAGGUGGUUGCAACGGUUCGCCAACAAGAAGGCUUUCCUGGCUGUAUUCUGCCUCACGAGUGUGCUCCAGGGCAUGUACUACACAUACUUUGUCAGUGUGCUCACAACCAUCGAGAAGCUGUACCAGAUCCCGAGCAAGACGACGGGGAUCAUCAUGUCCGCCACCGAGAUUGGGCAGAUCGGCGGCGCGCUGCUGCUCACCUACUAUGGGGGCCAGGGCCACCGGCCCAAGUGGAUUGCCUGCGGCAUGCUCAUCUUUGCCGUCGCCUCCAUCCUCUGCGCCAUGCCGCACUUCCUGUUCAUCGACACCUCGCUAUCGGUGACCUCUCUGGCCAGAGCCAAGAAUGCUCAGAAUGCCACUGUGGCCUCCCAGUGGGCCAAGUUGUGCCACUCAUCGGACAUGGUCGCGCCGCUCAGUGGGAACUUCACCGAUGCGACUGCGCCUCUCUCGACAAGCACGGCGACAUCGCUACUGACGACGACGUCGCCAUUUUCGUCGACGUCGUUCCUUGUGGACGGAGGUGGUGGUGCGGUGGCCGACGCACUGCGGCAGGUGGUUCCCUGCGAUAUCUCCUCCAAGCCACUCAGUCAAAGCAGGAUCACGCACGUGGUGCUCUCGGUAUUCUUUAUCAGCCUGCUGCUCAUCGGCAUUGGGGCGACGGCUGUGUACACGCUGGGGAUACCAUACAUUGAUGACAAUGUGGCCAACCGGGAGUCACCACUUUAUUUCGGUAUUACCAUAGGAGUAAGGAUUUUUGGUCCAGUAUUUGGCUUUCUACUUGGGUCCUACUGCACAAGCGUGUACGUCAACUUCCCGUUUGAAACCUCCAACCUGUCCCCUGGUGACCCCCAUUGGAUUGGGGCCUGGUGGCUCGGAGUGUUUAUUGUUGGAGCAGCACUGAUUGUUACGGCUCUGCCCAUGAUGGCAUUCCCACGCAACUUGCCCCAGCGUCGAUCCCUUGCUCAGCUGCGAGCCCUGAGGCCCGGUUCAGACCAGCACCGCAACGGGAUGGUCUGCCUCAAGCACCAGCAGGCAUUGCAGCAGAAGGUGCCACUCAUCAACAGCCCACCGUCGUCUCCUUCCGGGCACAAAAAGCCCGUCAAAGAAAAGCCAGCCCUCAGGGCCCCGUCUUCUCUUUCAGACUUCCCGUCAGCGAUUCGUCGACUGCUUAAAAACGAGAUUCUGCUCUACCGAACUGCCAGCAGUGUGCUGCACAUUUUGCCAAUUGCCGGCCUGUACACGUUCCUCCCAAAGUAUUUGGAGAGCCAGUUUCGACUGACCGAGACAAAGGCCAACAUGAUCACUGGUUUUGCUGGCAUUCUUGUCAUGGGCGUGGGUAUUUUUGCCAGUGGAACAUUCAUGCGCAAGUACAAGCCCAAUGCCCGCUUUGUUGCCAAGUGGAUUGCUUUUUGUGCACUUGCGUACUCCAUCGGCAUGGUCAUCCUCAUGUGGGUUGGCUGUCCGCUCGGAGAAUAUGUCGGCUUGAAUUCUGAACACAAGGGAUUAGAUUUCUUGCCUCCAGCCUGCAACAGCAGUUGUGAUUGCAAAUCAGGCCUCUUCUCUCCAGUGUGCCAUAACAGUGUCACCUACCUCUCACCCUGCUUGGCAGGAUGUUCACAGGUCUUGGGCACUGAUCAGCAGCCCACAUUCAACAGCUGCCAUUGCACAGGAACGAAUGAUACCAUUUCCAAUGGUUUCUGCUCCUUAGAGUGCAACAACCUUGUAUGGUACAUUAUUGUAUUUUCAUUCUUCGUACUCAUCCACUCAACGUCAGAAGUUGGGUCUAUGCUCUUAACUCUCAGAUGUGUGGAGUCUCAUGACAAAGCCCUUGCAUUGGGUCUCAUACAGUUUGCGAUUGGACUGUUUGGGAACGUGCCUUGCCCAAUCAUCUACGGUGCGGUGGUGGAUUCCGCCUGCCUCUUCUGGGAAGACAACUGUGGGGAACCUGGUGCCUGCCGCGUCUACGACCCUUCGAAAUUCCGCAUGGUAUUCCACGGAGUCACUGCAAUCAUCAUGUUCGUGGCAUUUCUUGUUGAUGCCGUGGUCUGGUACAAAGCCAGCUCAAUCCACAUCCAUGAGGAGGAAGACACGCGGGACGCCAGCAACGAUGCACCACCAGUUGUUCCUGGAGCGCUGCCCCAGGCUCCAGCUGAGUCCGAGUCCUGCGUCUGAACCAUGUGUGUGCACGUGCUCUCUAUAAGAAAGACUCCGGUGUAUUUUGUAGAGGACACUCGUUUUUGCAAUCGCUGGACGACUGACAUUGGACUCAAAUUGUACAAAAAUGCUGUUUCUUUUUUGUGGAGAGAGCGAGGUUAAGUUGCUUUUUGCAAGAGGCCAAGGCAGCUUUAUGGGCGACCAUGUUGUUGUUUGAAAGAUUUUGAAAAGUUGUUAACCACGUGAGGGAAAACCAGCAGAAAGCAAAGACUGUGACCGACUGCAGCGAGGACUGUGUGUGUCGAUGUGGAAUGUUAAGUAAGCUCCGGUAUGCUAGGUUGCUUAGCGUUUGGCCAUGAAGAAACACACACCUGGAAGAAAAACGGUGAUCCGCGCAUGUUUUUUCCAUUUCAUCCACAUUACGUGCCUCAUCUUGAGUUUAGUAAUAUAUGACCCGCUUUUUUAGCUUUCGUCUUUGUGAUUCGUCCAGGAUCCAUAUGCCACGAAGAGAAACUAUUGAAUGGUGCUGAAAUUACCAAAAUUUAUUGUUUAGUUCGACCCUGUAGAUCUGGUGAGUUGAUUUCAACUGCGUUGAAAAGUAUGGUCGUUUUUCUAACAUGAGCUUUACUCACUGUCAUGGUGCAUAUCUGAAUGUUGAGUGCUUAGGCUUUUAUACCCGUUUCUAGCUCUUUUUACAGUUUUCACGAGGAACACCCAUUUUCAAAUUUUAAGAAUGUUAGAAAUUUCUACAGUGGGAGUGUAUUAUCCUGGUACAUUUUUAAUGUGAUAGCUGGAAGUUAUGCGACUUGAAAAAAAAAAGUGGCACAUGUAAUGUCACUUUGAAUUAUGGCAAAUGCCUUCUGAUGACACUGUAUAAAGAAAUAUACCUACUACUGUUCUUUUUAUUUAUAGUUAUUCAUUACAGUUCUUUGAUGAACAUGUGGAGAAAACUUUAUGCAGCCCUCGUAUUAGUCUUUUUAUGUGAUUUGCAACUAGAGCAGAUCAGCAUACCCCUGUCUAGCAGCAGGCAAAGAGGGUGCAUGCAUGAAUAAGAAUGGUGGGAGACUAUGUUCAGCACAUUUGUCUAAAUACUCUGUAACAAACAUUUUAUACAACCUGCUUGAAAGCACGAACUUCCCAAUACCUACAUUGGCAAUGUUUUUCACUGCUUAAGGGAAUUUAAGGACCUGUGUACCAGUACCUCCAAAUUAUUUUAUUACUGCAUUCUUGCAUUCUUCUGUUUAUAUCUGUAAAUCAUGUGGCAUGCUGUCCAAUACUUUCGUAAGAAAGAGUUACUCCUUGGCGCUUCAUCACUUGGUGUGCUUUGCAAAAGCAUACUUUGGAAAGUAUAUAAAUUUAAUGGUGCUGUUGAUGAGAUGUCAGUAAAUCAAAACACUUGUAUAUACCUGCUUGUAAGUAUGUAUGCAUGUAUGUACAUGUCUGUAUAUGUAUGUUUGUUGUUGCUAAAGGUGUGUUACUGAAAGUAGAAAAGAAAAAGGUGAAUGAACACAGCUCUGCAAAAAUUUCCGAAAUUGCUUGGCAACCACCUUUCAAUUGUGCACCAAAGAAAUGCAGAAAUGUAAAACUCUAGAAUGUUAACUAUAUUAUAUGUAUAGUGAACUGCAAAAGGUGAUAUGGUAACAAAUGUUCUCUAACUUGAUUUUGCACUACUCAUGCAUCCACAGCCACCAGUCAUACAUGCUAUGGGAGCACAAAUAGCAGUCUUUCUGUGAAUAUAACAUGUUUGGAGACAGGUUACUCUACUUUCGACUUGCUCUUUAGAGGAUCACUUGGUCUUUCAAAAGUGCAAUUAUGUGGAGUAUGUUCAUUCACCUUGUAUGUAUGAACUAUGUAUAAAUAUGCUUUGUGAAAGGUAUAUAUGCGGCAAUAUUUUAGUACGCAAAACACCAAAUCUUGUCGAAUGUUGUCCGAUGGUGUGAAUUCAUUUCGCGAUGUGUGAUCUCGGUGGCUAUUGAUGCAUUUUUUUUGUAGCUAGGCUCAGUUUCACGAUUAUGUCAGCCAAUGCAUGCCAUCUUGCAAGGCGCUCUGAAUUGAAUUUUGUUCUUCUGCAAUUCGCUCUACGCAGGUGAAAAUGGCUAUUGGUGUUUAUGUCAGGUAGCAUGCAUGCAAUGAAAACUAUUUUUGUAAUUAUGAGUAUGACUUGCUGGUUAGUCCAGUGUACUGACAAGGACUAUCUUUUUAUGAUUGACGGUUUAUAAAAUUGACUUGUGUUGAGGAAAAAUUUGCAGAUUACUAGACUAUAAAAAUAUGUGUUACCUUUGUUGAA